Messenger RNA from Theileria equi strain WA, 348 nucleotides. RefSeq lists its product as hypothetical. Bases 1 to 348 code for a protein of 115 amino acids. NCBI's taxonomy places the organism in Eukaryota, Apicomplexa, Aconoidasida, Piroplasmida, Theileriidae. Gene Ontology annotation, molecular function: RNA binding. The record is from RefSeq and is a predicted model, not a curated record. The transcript has 4 exons.
AUGUACAAUACGCUCUUUUGUCGUAACUUUUCAACUUUUGGGCACUAUCGACUGCUGGUUAAGGGCCUUCCGUUUACCGCUACAAAAGAGGAUCUAGUUGAUCUUUUUAAAGGAUUUGACCCAUCGACGGUCUUGUUAAUCUCAAGAAGGAAAAGAUUCGUCGGAAGUGCGUACGUUUAUCUAGAGGAAGAAACAAAGGCGCUUGAGGCAUGCAAAUUACUUAACGGAUCGUUUUUUAAGGAUAGGAAGCUUGACGUUUCUCUAGACUUUCUCAACUUUGGAUCAAGAAUCCAACCGGUUUACAGGCCAAUUUCAAUGGACAGAUACAGAAACCCAUCGCGAUAUUAA